AGCUGUGAGUGGAGCAGGAGGGGCGCGCGCAGAGCUGAAACGCACGGGCUCAGAUUGGACCUCAGGGAGCGAGCAGGAACGGGCGCAGCUGUCAGUCGCGAGCUUGCCUCCUCAAUUCAAAGCCAUUCUUGCGGAGGGGGGAGAAGAACAGCCACCAGACUCGCUCCGGCGCACAUUUUUCAAAGGACCAUCUCCGCAUUAAAUCAGGAGUCGCCGCCAUGGGAGCGAAGCUGAGCAAGAAGAAGAAGGGAUACGAUGUGGCCCAGACGGAGACGAAAGCAGAGGCACCCCCCGCCCCCGUCCAGCAGAAGGUGGAGGCCGCAGCUGCCGCGCCCGCCGUCGAGGCCGCCGCUCCCGUAGUGGCCGCCGCCGCCGCAGUAGCUGAACAGGUAGCCGCCGAGCCUGCCGCACCUGAGCCUGAGCCUGCGGCUGCACCUGAGCAGGUGGCGGAGGCCAAGGAGGAGGAGGCUCCCGCCGCAGCGGCACCCGAGGAGGACGUGCCCCCUCCAGUACCCGACGUGCCCCCUCCAGAGGAGGACGAGGAGACCCCCGCCGCCCCAGCUGUUGAAGAACCCGCUCCAGUUGAAGCCACGCCAGAACCAGAACCAGAGCCUGCCGCAGCACCCGCAGAAGAACCCGCAGCAGCAGCCGCUCCAGAACCAGAGCCUGAAGCAGCUGCAGCAGCACCAGAACCCGAGCCUGAAGUCGCAGCUGCAGCACCUGAGGAACCCGCAGCCGCUCCAGAAGAACCUGCUGCCGCACCGGUAGAACCCACUCCAGAGCCAGCAUCAGCGCCAGAACCCGAGCCGGAGCCUGAGGCUGAGGCUGUGGUGGAGGAAGUAGCGGUGCAGGAGGUGGUGGAGGUCGCACAAGUCACUUUAGCCGCUUCUGCUCCCGAACCCGAGCCUGUAGCCGAACCAGAACCCGAGCCAGAACCAGAACCCGAGCCAGAACCACAGACUGUCGCUGAGCCAGAGGAGCCGACCCCGGCCCCUUCCGAACCCGCUGCUGCCCCCGAGGAAGAGCCAGAGCCCGUGGCCGUCUCACCAGAACCAGAGGCUGAGCCAGAGCCCGUAGCUGCAUCACCAGAACCCGAGGUCGAGGUGGCCGCCGCAUCACCGGAGCCCGUCGCAGAGCCCGAGGUGGCCGCCGCAUCACCUGAGCCUGUUGCGGCAUCGCCAGAACCUGAGGUGGCUGCCGCAGAACCCGAGCCGGUUGCAGCAUCGCCAGAACCCGAAGUCGUUGCCGCAUCACCGGAGCCCGAAGCAGCAGAGGCCCCAGAGCCCACGACGGAAGCCGAACCAGCUGCAGCAGAGGAGCCCAUCCCAGAGAUCGUCAUCUCAGAGUCCGCGUCCUCCAACGACCUCCCUGCCGAGGAGCCCGCCGCCGCCCCUGCUGCUGCUGAACCCGAGUCGGCGCCAACGCCCAGCGAGGAGGAGGUGCCCGCCGCCCCCGCCGCUGCCGACACACCCACCCUGGACAACGGAGAGCCCGAGGCCCCCGCCGCUGUGGCCGAGGAGCCUGCUGCUGCCCCUGCUGCUGUGGAGGUGAACGGAGACUGCAAGGAGGCCACGACGGAGGAGGUGAAGGAGGAGGAGGUGGUGAACGACGUCGAGGAGGAGGAGAAGGCUGCCCCUCUGGAGCAGGAGGCCGCCAGUGACUGUGAAUUGAAAAAGGACUUGACGCAGGCGGUGGACGCGCUGAUCGGGGAAGGAGUGGCCGAGCUGGUGGAGAACGCCGUCACUCAGAUGGUCGACACGGUCUGAGGAGAGAGAGAAACUAACCUGAAACAAACUACCAGAUACCACCAUAAUGACAACAAAACAAACCAACAAACAGCUGUGAAUCCUGUUUUUAAUGAUGCGAAAACAAACAAGUGACACACACACACACACACACACACACACACACACACACGGCGACCAACAGAAGCGAGAACAUAGCAGAAACUCAACAACACCUCCUUGCAACACGGGGCCUCCAGUGGCGGCGGCAGCAGCCACAGCAUCACGCCAGCCUGUUGCAGUAACUCAGGCAAAGGAAUUUCUGGUUAGCCAAAAAAAAUUAUAAAAAGAAAUGCAACCACUGAAGAGCUGAGAGGGUGAGUGUGUAGGAAGAGGGCGAGAGGCAAGCAAGCGAGUGAGAUUGGAAUGUGUGAAGCUAAGAGAGAGAAUGGAGGGCGACUGAGGAAACGUGAGGCUUUGGCGUUUCCCCGUCUUCUCUUCUCUCCGCAGCCUGGCCUGGCCUGGCCUGGCGUGGCGAGAUGUGGGGUGACUGCAGGCGGGGUGCUGGAGCCGGCAGCGGUCACAAGAGAGGAAUACCAGAGAAAUUUUUAGUGGGACUGACAACUGCUGGGAGAGGGAGGCAGGGAGGGGGGCAGACGUGACGUGACGUGACGUGACGAGAGACAGUCGGGGAGGGUAGGGGCUGGGGGGAGGGGGAUAACUGGACCGCAGAUCAAAAUACUGGACAUUAACAACGAAUCAGUGAAUGGAAUGAGUAGUCUUGUCUUUGUGUGAACCUGAUGACUAUUAAAGAAAAAAAAUGGUUUAUUGGAUUAGCAUUUAAUAGUAUAUAAUCUAAUUUUGACUUUCACAUAUCUCUCUUUCCGUAACUAUGUAAAACCAGAUUAAACGAUGGAAUCUUUCUGACCUUUCCAUAACAGAGAGAGAGAGGCAGUGAGGAAUGUUCAUUUUAACUUGAUGGCUUGGCUUAGAAAAUAAAACAGACUGUUAUACCUUA
This is a messenger RNA of Engraulis encrasicolus (European anchovy), 2742 nucleotides long. RefSeq lists its product as uncharacterized. The transcript has 2 exons. Lineage: Eukaryota; Metazoa; Chordata; Actinopteri; Clupeiformes; Engraulidae. Bases 219 to 1766 code for a protein of 515 amino acids. The record is from RefSeq and is a predicted model, not a curated record.